Engraulis encrasicolus (European anchovy) is the source of this 2137-nucleotide messenger RNA. It is a transcript of the gene cers2a, whose product is annotated as ceramide synthase 2a. Gene Ontology annotation, molecular function: DNA binding; sphingosine N-acyltransferase activity. Bases 461 to 1606 code for a protein of 381 amino acids. Gene Ontology annotation, biological process: ceramide biosynthetic process. Gene Ontology annotation, cellular component: membrane. The record is from RefSeq and is a predicted model, not a curated record. NCBI's taxonomy places the organism in Eukaryota, Metazoa, Chordata, Actinopteri, Clupeiformes, Engraulidae. The transcript has 12 exons.
UCCAGCCGCCCCGACCGACGCCUAUCUACUACCAGACAUCCCCAGGAGUACCAGAGCAUGACACUGCUACGAAAAAAAUCCAAAGAAAAAAGACAUGUCUAAGAGGAAAUGAAAUACUAACAGUUUACCAGGUUUGUCCUCGUCAAUGGGAAGGACCAGCCACUAUAAAAAGAAAUUAAGAAGAAACUGCAAGAGAAGACUGAACAGUGAAGGGGGGUGGAAGUUGAGCUAAAGCUUAGCAUUUUGCUACCUCUGCCCGUAAUACUUUUUGGAUUUUGGGGAGAAAAUGCUAACUACUCGCGAAAGCAAGAAAAUUGGCCUUUUGCGCAAGGCGCUCGCAGCGUAGUCGCCCUUACUUUGACGCUGUUUUGAACUCAGACAUCACUGCGAGCUUCAGUCAACGCCAACCUUUUGUGCCUGAGAUAUUACCUGCCCGCCUGGCUGAUCUGACGGAAGAAGGAUGCUGCAGGGUCUCCGUGCGUGGUUCUGGCAGGACUGGAUCUGGUUCCCGGCGGGGUUGGGCUGGGCCGACCUGCAGAAUAAAGAUGGCAAGGUGUUCGGCCAGAUCGAAGACCUCUGGGUGACGGUGCCCAUCGCACUAUGCUUCCUCGUCAUUCGCCAGGUCUUCGAGUGGAAAGUAGCCACUCCUCUGGCUUCACUCUUGGGCGUCCGGGAGAAAAGUCGCGUCGAGGCCUCCCACAAUCCUUUGCUUGAGUCCUACUUCAGGUCCACGUCCAAGCACCCUGCUCAGACUGCAGUGGUGAGCCUUAGUAAGCAGAAUGGCUGCUCGGAGCGGCAGGUGCAGAGAUGGUUCCGGCGGCGGCGCAACCAGGAGCGGCCCAACAAACUAAAGAAGUUUCGGGAGGCCAGCUGGAGAUUCACAUUUUACCUUCUUGCUUUCUUUGCUGGCCUAGGUGUUCUCAUCGACAAACCCUGGUUUUAUGAAAAAGAGGAGAUGUGGAAAGACUUCCCUAAAAUGCCCCUGAUAGAGUCCCAGUACUGGUACUACAUGAUCGAGCUGGGAUUCUACCUGUCCCUUCUCUUCAGCGUGGCUUCAGACGUCAAGCGCAAAGAUUUUAAGGAGCAGAUUGUCCACCACGUGGCCACCAUUCUCCUCAUCAGUUUCUCCUGGGUGGUGAACUAUAUCCGUGCGGGGACCAUGAUCAUGCUCAUCCACGACGCCUCCGACUACCUCCUGGAGUCAGCUAAGAUGUUCAACUAUGCCGGCUGGAGGAACACCUGUAACUACAUCUUCAUCGUGUUUGCCAUGGUCUUCUUCAUCACACGCCUCAUCCUCUUCCCCUUCUGGAUAAUGCACGCCACCGUCGUGUACCCCCUCGCCAUCUACCCCACCUUCUUCGGCUACUAUUUCUUCAACGGCCUCCUCAUGGUGCUGCAGUGUCUCCACAUCUUCUGGUUCCUGCUCAUCCUGCGCAUGGCCAUCAAGUUCCUUCCUGGAAACAACAUUGUGGAAGACGAGAGGAGCGAUAGAGAUGAGACGGACGACUCGGAGGAAGAGGAUGAGAAGGAGGAGAAGAAAACUAAGAACGGACCAGUACAGAACGGCCACUCGCCCCUCAACAACAACCACCGCAAAAUGGACUGAGGAGUUGGCGCCAAAAAGAGUGAGAGGGAGAGGGAGAGAGACAGAGAGAAAGAGACAGAUGGAUGAAAGGAGUAGACAUUUUUAUUUCUUUUCUCUCUUCUGUCCAUCUUUCCUUCUCUCUUAUUACUGACCAGACCAAGAGACGACAUGGAGGGGAAAGGGAGAGAACGUAAUCAAUCCAUUCUUGCUUACAUGGAUAGCAAACACUCCACAACAGUUCACAAUUGGUUAUGUGUGUGGACACACAUUCAUAUUCACAGAUGCACUCCCCAGAUACACAAACACACACACACACACACACACACACUUUCAUUCUGACAGUUCACAUUCUCAAUCACAUUAAAACAGGGUAAACCCGUUUGUUCAUCCAUCCAAACUUAGAUCAUUUUGAAGAGCUCCCUAAAACACGCUUGUGACACUAACACUCCUGUCAUUCCCUCCACUGAACACACUACUUUUUGAGUGUGUGUGUGUGUGUGUGUGUGUGUGUGUGUGUGUGUGUGUGUGUGUGUGUGUGUGUGUGUGUGUGUG